Molecule: messenger RNA, 612 nt
Organism: Caenorhabditis remanei
Lineage: Eukaryota; Metazoa; Nematoda; Chromadorea; Rhabditida; Rhabditidae
Exons: 5
Coding region: 1-612 (203 amino acids)
Source: RefSeq, a predicted model, not a curated record
AUGCCACAUGGAUUAGUUGUCUCUGUUAUAUAUGUCGUUCUUCACAUGAUAGUAUGGGGUUCGAUUGAUUACUUCUGUCUCCACUCUGCUCCAGAUAUGCGGAAUUACAUCAGAGCCUCAUUCAAAGAACUUUACAAUGAAAACAUUGAUAAUAUUAAUUUUGUCGCAGGAAUGUUCUCAGACACUUCUGACGAGAUAAUUCUACGAUCAUGGGCUGGAAUAAUCUCAUUAACAGGAAUUGGCCUAUACUCUAUUGUCCUGUACUUUGUGUUGGGUUACAAGAUUGUCUCUGGUCUAAAUAGUGAAUUUGUUAUGAUGAGUAAGAAAACUGCUCAAAUGCAAAAACAGCUAUUCAAAGCAUUGGCCAUCCAAACAGUCAUCCCAAUUUGUGUCAGUUUUAUUCCUUGUUCGUUCACUUUUUAUGGUGCUGCACUGAGGAUUGACAUAAAGAACUGGAUAUAUUGGAUAUCAGCAAUUGCAAUUUCAAUGUUUCCCUGUUUAGAUCCAUUGGCUAUCAUAUUUUUCUUACCUGCUCUCCGUCAACAUCUUCUGAAACCUUUCUGUAAAGGAAGACAUUUGAUUUCUGCUGUAACUAAUCAAUAUUCACUUUGA